AGAGGUGCGUAGGGAAACAUCAGGGCACUUGUACAAGUGCCAAUAUGAAACUCCUUUGUGCUGCAGUUCCACGUUCUCUUGGUAAACAUUCACUAGGAGAUAUCGUGAGUCUACGGCACCUCUCUUCUGGCGUUCAACGGGCGAGUAAUUCGGAAUCGGAGUAUGAUGUCGCUGUUGUUGGGGGUGGAAUUGUCGGCUGUGCCACCGCACGUGAGUUGAAGAUGAGACACCCAAAGCUGAGGAUGUGUCUGAUUGAAAAGGAGAAACAUUUUGCGGGUCAUCAGAGUGGUCACAAUAGUGGCGUGAUCCAUGCUGGAAUCUACUACACACCAGGAAGUUUAAAGGCUAAACUGUGUGUUGAAGGAAUGAGACUAGCGUACAAGUAUUGUGAUGAACACAACAUUCCGUACAAGAAAGUAGGCAAGCUCAUCGUUGCUCGGGACGACGUGGAAGUUGAACGACUGCACGUUCUUCAUGAUAAAGGCUUGAAAAAUGAAGUCCCUGACCUAGAACUGAUCAGUUCCUCCAAGAUAACGCAACUAGAACCGUAUGUGAGGGGAAAAGAGGCCUUGUUAUCUCCGCAUACGGGAAUUGUUGAUUGGGGAUUAGUCACGAAAUCCUUCGCCGAGUCGUUCGAGAAAUUAGGCGGCGACACUAGAUUAAACUUCGAAGUUUCUGGAUUCGAAAUGACGGAAAAAAAUCUGGUGCGGAUCCGUAGCAAGGAUGGUGCUGUUCGCUGUCGGUUUGCAUUAACUUGUGGCGGCUUACAUGCGGAUCGUCUUGCUGAAAUGUCGGGUUGUGGCCGGGAACCACGAAUAGUUCCUUUUCGGGGAGAAUAUUUACUGUUGAAGCCUGAGAAAAGGAAUUUAAUUCAAAGGAAUGUUUAUCCUGUCCCGGAUCCGAGAUUUCCUUUCUUGGGUGUUCAUUUUACCCCCCGGAUGGACGGUGCAGUAUGGCUCGGCCCGAACGCAGUUCUCGCGCUUUCUCGAGAGGGAUAUUCAUGGUCUGACUUUGACGCCAAAGACCUUUGGGAUGCCGUUAAAUUUUCGGGAUUCCAGAAACUAGCUGUGAAAUACAUUGGAUUCGGCACAAAAGAAAUCAUGCGGUCGUGGGUGAUGAGACUGCAAGUUAGAGAGCUUCAGAAGUUUGUUCCGGCGCUGUCACUAUCGGACGUGACACGGGGCCCAGCAGGCGUCCGUGCACAAGCAAUGGAUGGAAGUGGUAACCUUGUGGACGAUUUCGUUUUUGAUACAGGCAAGGAAGGAGAUAUUGGGAAGCGUGUUCUUCACUGCAGGAAUGCCCCAUCCCCUGGGGCCACUUCGUCUCUUGCAAUUGCAAAGAUGAUCGCUGAUAAAGUUGAAUCCGCGUUCAGUUUGUGAAGCAAUGGUGUUUCGUCGAUCGCGAAGUUAGUUUCCAAGUCCUAGCAGUUUUCAGUGAGAUUCAAGAUCUUCAUAUAACUUGUGUGAAUUUGAUAGUAAUCUCUCACGAGGAUGAAAUUCCAGCCGAGCUGUGGUUGCGUAGCGUAGCAAUCAAAAUUUCCUGUAUUUUCGAAAUGAUUAAUCUCAAGCAAAGUGCUGUACGUGUGUUGGUCGUUCGGAAGCUAACAAUUUGGAUGUGAGCCCAGUGACUUGUAUCGUGAUCCUGAUGUUCAUAACGCCAUGCCGAAAUAUGCUUGUGCUGCUGACCCCCUUUUUUAAAGUCAACAAUCAAAAAUUUGGUGCUCAACUUUCUCAAACUUAAGAAUGAUAUUGUGCAAUAAAAAAGGCUUGAUGGUUUUCAGUGCGUCAUUUGCUUGCUUUUUGUUUUAUAUUGCUAGUGCAGUACAUUAUUUUGAAGUUGCGUGUGUUUCUCACGUAAUGUUGGUGAUUUAACAUUGAAUGAAUAUGCAUGAA
Molecule: messenger RNA, 1892 nt
Organism: Notodromas monacha
Lineage: Eukaryota; Metazoa; Arthropoda; Ostracoda; Podocopida; Cyprididae
Source: the annotation of a GenBank genome assembly